AGCGCAGCCCAAGAGGCGCUCCGGAGCAGUCGCUGGCUCUCUUCCGUCCCCAGGACGCACGGCGUGACUGGUGAUCUGUCAUUCCGCGGACCCUGUGAUGAUUGCGGCUACAGCGCUCACGUACCGCGUAUUAUUAACCGAGCUGGAGUAUGGUUUUAGGACCGUCUCAUUCUGCCGGUCAUAAAGAGAAGCUUGACGUCAGAGUGCGAUAUUCGGUCUCCUGCAUAUUUCCUUUGAAAUAAUCUCCGGACUGCAGCUAAGAUGUCGCUUGUGUGUUUGGCUUUGCCGGUGCUCGCCACCAUUCUCUCCGCCUGGCAGGUGAGUGCAGAUGAGGAUUGCCUCUGGUAUGUGGACAAGAAUGGCACCUGGCACAAUGGCUUCGACUGCCCGCACCUGGCCUUCUGCUGCGGGAACUGCCAGCAUCGCUACUGCUGCCUGGAUCACAGCAAGAUCAUCCUGGAGAAGGAGCAGAAGCGCUGCAUGCUCUUCCAGUUCAGCCCUACCACCAUAGCGGGCAUCGCCUCCUCCAUCCUGCUGUUUGUGGCCAUCAUCGCUACCAUGGUGUGCUGCUUCAUGUGCUCCUGCUGCUACCUGUACCAGCGCCGGCAGCAGCGGGGCGGGACGCCCUACGACGGCCAGCAGAUCCCGAUGGCCAGCUACCCGGUGGACCCCGCAUUCAACGCGUAUGGCAAACCGAUGGGGCCUGCUGACUACCAUAAUCCUGGGUACCCAAUGGCACCACAUUAUUACUCUGGCAUGCCCCAGCAGUAUCCCAUGAUGCCGCAGGGUCCUACCCCUCCAUACCCGCCGGCAGACCCGGGAGUCGGCCAUGCAGCUCCACCACCAUACUCGCCACCGCAAUACCCAGGCCAGUGACUCGGCAGGAGUUCCUGUGGUCAAGGCAGACGAGAGAGAAGAGACUGUGUGUGGGGGGGAGUGAGGGCUUCCCUGCCCUUCUCAGAAUUCUGCUUUCCUUCUCUUAUUUGUUAGCAAAAAGAAUAUUAAUAUGCCACUUGGUUUUUUUUCCCUCCUCAUGAGAAGGAGCGUGACUUGGGCUGAGCUCCUCUUGUACAGAACUGAAGUCAUUGCUGACAGAGCGAUCUGUCUGUCAGUCGUCUUGCCCCCCUCCCCCAAGUGUCGCUGAUGCCUAGAUCCGCACGUUGCUUUUUUUUCCCAGCUUAGCGUUGUACUGUAUAUGUCUUUCUGUUAAACAUUAACAUAAAGGGGGCUGUCAAAAAGUUUACGUGCUUGUUUUAACCUGAUUAUGUGCCCCAUUUAUGUGUCAUUGAUCUGAUCAUGAUAUGACUGAACAUCGCUGGAAAAGUACCCUGCUCUUCUUUUUGAAAGUGGGGGCUCCUUUGGUGGGAAUCAGGAAUGGAACCUCAGAUCCGUGGUGCAUGUUUAACGCUGUUACUGACUGGUGUGCUGUCUAUUUAUUUGACUAUGCUUUCAGAACAUGUUAGCUUGUCUUCCAUACUAGAAGCAAAUGAUAAUGGCUGUUAAUAUUUUAAACGAAGACAAGCUCAAAGUAAACCGCAGGUGUCAUACGGUUUGAAACCAGAAUAUAUUGAUAUGUUGAUAGAAAUAAGCAGAUGUAUUUAACUGCAGAUGUAUAUGUUGAUAUAAGUCCAAUACACUUAUGCACCUGGAUUUCACUGUAUUCUGAAUUUAUUCAACAGUAAUGUUGAUUUCAGAUCAACUGUUAAUGGUGUUUGGUACUUAAAAUCCAAUCUAAAAAGCUGACUGAUGGAAAUAAAUUUGUUUGUAUUUAUUUUAUCCCAUAUUGCUUACACAUUAAGCAUUGUAAAGAUGACUUUUAAUACUUGAUUAAUGAGGUGUUUCUUUAUACAUGUAUAUAAUCAUCACACACAGUUGAAACAAUGGGACUAGGAAUUUGUGUCUCUUUAUUUUUAAAUUGUAUUCUUGCCUUUGUUUUAUGACUAAUGUUAACUUGGAAUAUUGUUCUUUCACACAUAUGUUUAAUGUACUCUGAAUGCAUUUUGCAUGAAAGGCUUAACAUUAUAUAUGUAUUUUUGAUCUCACUGAGUUAAUUGCUUUGAAGUCCUUUGUGUUUUAUGAGGUUGAACCAGAAGGUCUAGGCUCACUGUCACGGUGUACAGAUGAAUUAUUCUCAACCCAGCGGACUUCCUGUUCUCCUCUCAGCUGCGGUUUUGAUUUUCACAGCCUUCAGUUUGAAACAACUGAAGACCCUGAGUAAUAGCAGUUAAUCACAGUUGAAAAUGGAGAUGUCUUGUAAUGUCUUGAACUGAAAUGUCUUAAUUAAAUAUAUACUGUCCACCCAC
Messenger RNA from Paramormyrops kingsleyae, 2303 nucleotides. It is a transcript of the gene shisa4, whose product is annotated as shisa family member 4. The record is from RefSeq and is a predicted model, not a curated record. NCBI's taxonomy places the organism in Eukaryota, Metazoa, Chordata, Actinopteri, Osteoglossiformes, Mormyridae.